AUGGAGCUCUUCGCCGACGUCGUCACAAAGACGGAUGAGAACUUUUGCGCCCUAUGCACCGACGAGAAGGACGUCGGCAUCUCUGGCAAGCCCCUCCACCACAAAGGGUCAUCCUUCCACCGUGCAAUUCCCGAUUUCAUUUGUCAGAGCAGUGACUUCACUGCGGGUAACGACACUGGCGGCAAGUCGAUCUACGAUGCCAAUUUUACCAACGAGAACAUCGUGACCAUGCACACUGUGGUGGAGGAGUACGACGUAUUGAAGGCGGUGGAGAAUGUUGGGUCGGGGAGCCACCAGACCUCGAGACCGGUGGUGAUCGCCGGCUGCAACCAACUUCAGAUCUGA
This is a messenger RNA of Striga asiatica, 345 nucleotides long. Lineage: Eukaryota; Viridiplantae; Streptophyta; Magnoliopsida; Lamiales; Orobanchaceae. The record is from the annotation of a GenBank genome assembly.